AUGGAUGACAGGAAGGAUCUCGUUGAAGUCAAUUUAAAUACCAUCGUAGAUUCAAAGAUCCCCCAAAUGGAUUCCAGUUGCUAUAACAUAAGUUUGUUCCAUUUUAAAAAUUACUCGACUGUAAGCAACACAUGCACGGCAUACAAACAGAGCAUAUUUGGCGGCAGCCUAGAAUUUGUGCCCAACGCAUACCGUUCGCCCACCGAACUGAGUUGUUUACGUCAAAUGUAUUGCCCUGAUUGUGAGCAGCGUUUGCAUGUGGAUACCAUCAGUUAUGAUCGCUUGUUAUAUUGUUGUCUGCCCAUAUUUCCAUUCAAGUUCCUGUAUAAGCGUGCGAUAGAACGGCGUCAAAGUGGCAAUAAAGUAAUUUGUAAAAAAUGUGGCGGUAAUUUGGGUUAUUGGAAGCAGAAGUGA
Ceratitis capitata (Mediterranean fruit fly) is the source of this 414-nucleotide messenger RNA. RefSeq lists its product as uncharacterized. Bases 1 to 414 code for a protein of 137 amino acids. The transcript has 2 exons. The record is from RefSeq and is a predicted model, not a curated record. Lineage: Eukaryota; Metazoa; Arthropoda; Insecta; Diptera; Tephritidae.